Messenger RNA from Vidua chalybeata, 1146 nucleotides. RefSeq names its product regulating synaptic membrane exocytosis 3 (gene RIMS3). NCBI's taxonomy places the organism in Eukaryota, Metazoa, Chordata, Aves, Passeriformes, Viduidae. Gene Ontology annotation, molecular function: small GTPase binding; transmembrane transporter binding. The transcript is spliced from 8 exons. Gene Ontology annotation, biological process: regulation of membrane potential; regulation of synaptic plasticity; positive regulation of synaptic transmission. Gene Ontology annotation, cellular component: cytoskeleton of presynaptic active zone; presynaptic membrane. The record is from RefSeq and is a predicted model, not a curated record. The coding region runs from base 94 to 1029 and encodes 311 amino acids.
GGGAAGCUGAGCUGAGCCUCCUCCUCCUCCCCGGCGCAGGGCCGCUGAUCCCGGGCAGCAGGGCCGGUGCCGGUGCCGGCGGGCGCGCCGACCAUGUUCAACGGGGAUGCCAGCUCCUCAUCUGCCAGGAAUGUGGUGCGCAGCUCCAGCAUCAGCGGCGAGAUGUACAACCUGGAGAAGAGCGCGCGCGGCAGCGCCGACUCCGUCUCCGUCACCGUCACCGCCAGCAAGAAGCGACGCUCCAGCCUGGGCGCCAAGAUGGUGGCGAUCGUGGGGCUGUCCCAGUGGAGCAAGAGCACCCUGCAGCUCAACCAGACCGAGGGGGGCCCCAAAAAGCUGCGCAGCACCAUCCGCAGGAGCACCGAGACCGGCAUCGCCGUGGAGAUGAGGACCAGGGUGACCCGGCAGGGCAGCCGGGAGUCCACGGACGGCAGCACCAACAGCAACAGCUCCGACGGCACGUUCAUCUUCCCCACCACGCGGCUGGGAGCAGAGAGCCAGUUCAGCGAUUUCCUCGACGGGCUGGGCCCGGGGCAGCUCGUGGGGCGGCAGACCCUGGCAACGCCCCCGAUGGGCGACGUCCACGUCGGCGUGGCUGACCGCAACGGGCAGCUGGAGGUGGACGUGAUCCAGGCCAGGGGACUCAUCCCAAAGAUGGGCUCCAAGUGCAUCCCUGCCACCUAUGUGAAGGUUUACCUGCUGGAGAACGGCGUCUGCCUGGCCAAGAAGAAGACCAAGGUGGUGAAGAAAACCUGCGACCCCUCGUACCAGCAGCCCCUGCUCUUCGAGGAGAGUCCCCAGGGCAAAGUCCUGCAGGUGAUCGUCUGGGGCGACUACGGGCGCAUGGACCACAAGUGCUUCAUGGGCAUGGCCCAGAUCAUCCUGGAGGAGCUGGAUCUCUCCAGCGCCGUCUCGGGCUGGUACAAACUCUUCCCAACCUCCUCCCUGGCCGACUCCAGCAUCGGACCCCUGACCCGCCGCCUCUCCCAGUCCUCCCUGGAGAGCUCCACCAGCCCCUCCUGCCCGUAGAGGCUGGGAUUGGGAAGGAGACAUCCAAGGAGACCUUGCAGAACUGGUCGUGGAGAGCUGCCUGCCUGUGCUCCCUCAGCUCCCUGGCAUUUGGGACAGAGCCCAAACCAGAGGGAA